This is a messenger RNA of Juglans regia (Persian walnut), 1221 nucleotides long. RefSeq lists its product as uncharacterized. The transcript has a single exon. NCBI's taxonomy places the organism in Eukaryota, Viridiplantae, Streptophyta, Magnoliopsida, Fagales, Juglandaceae. The record is from RefSeq and is a predicted model, not a curated record. Bases 1 to 1221 code for a protein of 406 amino acids.
AUGAGGCCACCACUUGGCCAUUUUGCAUCCAAGACCACUCAAGUUUGCCGCCUGCAAAAGAGUUUAUAUGGCUUGCGACAAGCUUCCCGUCAAUGGAAUGCCAAAUUAGUUUCAUCCCUUGCUGAAUUUGGUUUUGUGCAAUCCAAGGCUAAUUAUAGCCUCUUCACCAAGUGCACUGCCACCUCAUUCAUCGCACUAUUCGUGUAUGUCGAUGACAUUAUUCUCAUGAGCUCAGACACCAAUUCAAGCGAUGCCGUUAAGGAAUUCUUGGAGACCAAAUUUCGCAUAAAAAAUUUGGGCAAGUUACGAUACUUCCUUGGCAUGGAAGUGGGCCGCACACAAGCUGGGAUCCAACUAUGCCAACGCAAAUAUGCGCUAGAUAUUCUUGCUGAAACUGGACUUUUGGCGACUAAACCAUCUCCCUUACCAAUGGAACCAAACAUCAAGCUCAAACGGGAUGAAGGUGAAUUGUUUCAUGAUCCAGCACUUUACAGAAAAUUGGUUGGUAAGUUGCUCUACUUAACCAACACACGGCCAGAUUUGAACUAUAGUGUCAACUUGUUAAGCCAGUUUAUGGACAACCCGAGAGUGCCACAUUAUGAUGUUGUUCUUAAGGUCCUUAAAUAUGUUAAAGGAACUCCGGGACAGGGCAUUUUUCUUCCAGCAAAUUCCAACAUUGAACUUGUCGCCUACUCCAACGCCAACUGGGCAACUUGCCCCGACACCCGUCGAUCUACUACCGGAUUUUGUGUGUUCAUUGGAAAAUCUCUUGUUUCUUGGAAGUCAAAAAAGCAUAACACAAUUUCAAGGUCAUCUGCUGAGUCAGAAUACAGAGCUAUGGCAGCCGUAGUUUGCGAGCUCACUUGGGUUCUCUAUCUGCUUACAGACUUGCGCAUUACCAUUGGAACACCUACUACUCUAUACUGUGAUAACAUUGCCGCCAUGCACAUCGCUGCGAAUCCGGUAUUUCACGAGCGCACCAAGCAUAUUGAACUAGAUUGUCAUCUAGUUCGUGAUAAAAUCUUAGCAGGACAAGUCAAAAUUGCUCACGUGUUCUCCUCUGCUCAAUUGGCAGAUUUGCUUCCUAAACCACUGCACUCGCCAGUUUUUCAACGAUUAUUAUUCAAGAUGAGAGUCAUCAAUGUUUACUCUCCAUCUUGCGGGGGCAUAUUGGAAUUAAAGGAGGACAAUUCUCAAACACUUGGAAGGCCACCAGACUAA